Penicillium egyptiacum is the source of this 1008-nucleotide messenger RNA. Lineage: Eukaryota; Fungi; Ascomycota; Eurotiomycetes; Eurotiales; Aspergillaceae. The record is from the annotation of a GenBank genome assembly.
AUGUUGCCUCACAACGAACCCGAGCCUGAGCAGGCAAGCAAGAGUACUCGAACAUCCCCAGAAUUAUCCUCAAGAUGGGGACAAAUUACUACGGUCAAAAUUGCAGAAGAGAAAGCAGAGAUAUUUCAAAGAGAUCGGCUUCUUGUAGAGGAGCAGGCUCGUCAGCGAGGCGAGCUGCUCGAGAAUGCUGUUCAAGAAUCAAAAGUAGCCAGAAAAGAGAACCGAAUCCUCAUGGCUAAAAUAGCAAGCUUACAAGCUGGGGUUGAGACUUUCUCCGACGAACAAGUUAAACGAGAGAUGUGUCUACUCUAUCGCGGUCUUGAACACUGGCGUUUUACUCAUUUUGUGACCAAGCCAGCACCCCACGAUCCCAAGCCAAGAUCAGACAGCCUUGAUAUUUCGACAUUGGAUAUAAUUCAAGCUGAUAUUGCCGGGCUGAUUUAUCGGUCGUUUUGGAACCAAUUUAUGGUUGGAUCUGACCAUUUUUGGAGUAACUAUCUGCGCAAGGUCGACUCCGAAAUAAAUAAAAAAUUUUCUAACCACAUUUCCCGGCAUUGGAGAUGUGCGAUGAGCUCCGCCAUCCUAUCAUUGGAAACCCCUAGCUUAGAAGGACAGUGCAAUUGGAUCAUCGAGCAGGUAGAGUCCUGCUUUGGCCGUUAUGCUGUCGCCGACAAACCAAAACGAAUGCAACAGCUCCAUGAGGUUAUUGCGCGCUGCAUCAAGUUCAAACAUAAAUUGGAUUGCCAGGAAGAUAGAUACAUCUUCUGGGGCAGUUACCAAUAUGGACUGCCGUUCCGGGAUGAUAAAAUGCGAACCCUCACAGAGGACACGUCGGAUGGAUUCGUCCAGACUAGUCUGUGGCCUGGUUUAUAUAAGAUUGUCCAAACCGGCGAAUGGUCGACAGUCGAAAAAGAGAUCGUGAAAAAGAUUGCUCCAGAGACACCCUCGGUUGAAAUGAUCGAUGAAAUGGAAUCCCAUGAAUGCGACCCAGACUUGGAUGAGAUUUAG